This is a messenger RNA of Chlorella variabilis, 1494 nucleotides long. RefSeq lists its product as hypothetical. NCBI's taxonomy places the organism in Eukaryota, Viridiplantae, Chlorophyta, Trebouxiophyceae, Chlorellales, Chlorellaceae. The record is from RefSeq and is a predicted model, not a curated record. Bases 1 to 1494 code for a protein of 497 amino acids. The transcript is spliced from 8 exons.
AUGCCUGCAGUUGAAGAAGAGUUCUCCACGGAGGAGCUGUUCACCUCCACGUUCAAGGCCGUCGCCCAGUCGAUGCCGGCAGCAUGGAGCUCCACCUACGGCGCCCAGCGCACCCGCGGCGGCUACUACGGCGGCGGUUAUGGCGGCGGCGGCUCAGGUCCGUUCCCUGGCUAUGGCUCCCCCGUGCCGCCCGUCUGGCCGUCGCCGCCUGGCUAUGGCUCCCCACCGCCCGUGCCGCCGUCGCCGCCUCCAAAUGGCGAGCAGAGCCCCCAGCAGAGCCCGCAGGAGAACCCCCAGCAGAGCCCCCAGCAGAGCCCCGCCCAGAGCCCCAGCGAGAGCCCCGGCGUGGAGAUUAAGGACCUCAACGCCUCCCUGUGCACUGGCGUCGCGUAUGAUGGCUACCUCACGCGCUGCUCCCUGUGGAGCGACAGCAACGGCGACGGCCUGUUUGAGGACGGCGAGCCCAUCGUGACCGUGACUGGCGGCCAAUGGGCCUUUGCCUCCACCGCCACCGCCAGCACCCUGGGCGUGCUGCACCUGGCCACCGCCGACGAGGCGACCACCACGGUCGCCGCCGGCAGCGCCGGCUGCCACGACGCCACCUCCCUGCUCGCCGUGCACUUCCCCUUUGCCGCCCCCAAGCCCGCCUCCUGCGACGCGCCCCUGGUUGUCUUCCCGCUCACCUCGCUGCUGGCGCACGGCAGCCAGUCUGGCAUCAGCCUGCCCGCCCUGCUGGACGCCCUGCAGCUUCCCGUCGGCUACCCGCUGCUCACCGCUGACUCCCUGGCGGCAUCGCAGGCCGGCGAUGACGCAGGCAAGAAGGUGUACCGCCGUGAGGUACAGGUGGCCCAGCUGGCCCUUGUGGCCGCCAAGCUGCUCACCAAGAACAGCGCCUACCUGCCCCCGGCCCGCAAGGCGCUGCUCAAGGCGCUGGCCGGCCAGAUCAUGGGCGGCGGUGGGCGCCGCCGCCUGCUGACCGCCGACGCCGCCUCGGUGCAAGCCGUCGUCGACCUCACCCAGGGCGCCGCCAUCCAGUCGCUGCUGGCCGCCGCCAACGCCAUCGCCGCCGCCACGGUGCCCGCCGACCAGCUGGCGGUGGUCGGCGCCGACGUGCUGGCGGCGGUCGCCAACGCCAUUGCCGCUCUCAACUCCAUCAUUGAGAACAGUACCGACGUGGAGAUGAUACAGAAGGCCGCCGUGGUGGGCGAGACGGUGCUGGCCUCCAAGGUCUCUGCCCUGGUCUCUGGCCAGAUCAGCGUGUCGCAGUUCCAGGCCGCCACCUCCCCCAGCGCGCUGCAGAAUGCGGCGCAGCAGGUCACCCUGCCCGGCGCGCCCUCGGAGCAGCGGAAGAGCAACGCGGUGGCGCUGGGCGUGGGGCUGGGCAUCGGCCUGGGCGUCCCGUUGAUUGCCGGCGCCGGCUUUGCCUACUGGUACCUGGUGGUGAGGAAGGGCGGCAGCGGCGCCGGCAGCGGCCUGCACGAGGGCAUGUUGUGA